AUUUAAUUUUUCGAAUUCUUUUAUAAAAAAAAAAAAAAAAAACACACCAUUUCAUCGUCACCAUAUCACUCGUUUUAUACGAAAAGGAUCGGAACUUUUUCUUCUUACUUUUUUUUCUUCCUUUUCUAUCUCUCUCUCUCUCUCUCUCUCUCUCUCCCUCUAUUUUUGGGGAAUUUUUUGUUUUUGCCGUGAAGGAGAAAAAUAAUAAAAAAAAAAAGUUAACAUCAUCUAAGUGUUUGUUACAUUAGUUUUGUGUUUGAAAGAAGAAGAAGAAGAAGAAGAAAUAAGAAGAAGAAGAUUCCAAUUUAUUCUUGGAUUAUUUUCAAGUGUCCUAUCGAAAAUUAAGAACCUGAGGGAGAAAAAAAGAUGGAUGGUUAGAGAACAUAUCAGUUCUUCAACCCAGGAUCGAUCCCUAAAAGCAGCUUCGAGAGAAAGUGCCGUUGCUUGGCUACCUAUCUUUAUCUCUCUCUCUCUCUCACUCACUCUUUCUCUCUUUCUCGAUAUCUUUGUCUAUCUUUUACGUUUUAACACUUCCUUUUAUCUUCUCUUUGUUCUUUGAGUUAUCCAAGGAAUCCAAGAAAUAUCCUAAAAUAUCAUCCGUGAAUUAUACGUGUGAUCGAUAUCAUCCUCAUCCCCGUUCUAUGAACCACCUGUAAACUGUACUCCGACUUUUGGGGAUUAGAUUUGUUCGGGAUACACACACACACACACACACACACAACCGGAAAUUUAAGUACGGAGGGGGGUUUAAUUCACUUCUUCGUGGGAAAUAACUAGUUCACCACACAGAUUGAUGACCGGUUGGACGUUGUCGUCGUUUUACAUUGAUCGGGAUGAAAUACUUGAAAGUGGCAGUGUUCACGUUCAACCUAUUGAUAUGGUUGGCUGGUUGCACUGUACUGGUAAUAGGAGCAUGGUUACUCUUGGAACCAAGCAAGGGACACCUCUUGAAUCUUUUCGUUCCCGACGUCAAACCUCACGAGACAAUUGAUUUGAUAGCGUAUAGUUUGGUUGGCCUUGGUUUCACCGUAUUUAUGGUUGGUUUUUUCGGUUGUCGUGCUGCCCUACGUGGAAAUCAAUGUAUACUUGCCACCUACAUGAGCAUGCUGGUAGCCCUGAUCGUAACCGAAUUGGUGACAGCAGCGAUAGGUGGUUUGAUGACUUAUCGAAUUCUUUCCGAUUUGGAGGAAAGAUUGUCCGAUAAAUUAUCCAAGGAUUAUGGCCAUGAUCAUACCAGUGAUAAUUCGUUCAGUCAAAGUCUUGAUUUCGCACAAUACAAGUUUAAUUGCUGCGGAGUGCACAGCGACGAGGAUUAUAAUGGUACAGCAUGGUGGAGGGAUGGACAAAUUUCAGGAAGCAGAAGACAAGUUCCGCUAACCUGCUGCGUUCUCAAAAAUAUCGAGGUAAAGAAUACAGGUAGUCCAAUGAGCGUAGUCUCAAGAGUAUUUCACAAAAACAACGAGAAACCAUGGCUUCAUCCACAACCGAAGGACGAAGCCGCGUGUCAAGUAGAAGAUCAAGAAGGUCACAAGGGUUAUCGGCACAAAGAGGGUUGCCUAGGAAAAGUUAGCAAUUGGCUUCAGAGUGAAAGCUUCACUUUAGUUUUCUUAGGCAUGGCUAUGGCUGGUAUUCAGACAUUUGGUAUAAUAACUUCAGCGUUCCUUUGUCGAACUAUUCGAGAUAUGCAAACGGAUUAAAUGCGAGCAACUUUGAAAGAAGAUAAGAGUUUCUUCUUUGAUUCUUAGAAAUAUCGAGGAUAUUUUAUUGAAAGGAAAAAAAAAAAGAAAAAAUAGGAACGGCAAGAAAAGAAGAAAAGAAGAAAAAAAAAUAGAAGAAAAAAAAAAGCUACGCACAUUUUUUUUCUCUCUUUCUCUGACUUAUUUCUUCGCUACUAUUCAAAAGAAGAAGAAAAAGAAGAAGAAGAAGAAGAAGAAGAAGAUAGGAAAAAGGGAAGAAGAAGAAGAAGAAGGGCAAAACCAGGACUACUAUCUCCCGUGGGACAACUUUUUUCAAGGAUAUAUGCCUAUACGAAAUUCAAGAACAGCUUCGAUGAAUAAUGGCGUGAAAAAGAAGUUGAAAAGUGAGAAUAAGAUGAAGGAAGAAAAGAAAAAGAAAAAGAAAAAGAAAAAGAACAAAAAUUGUAUUCGAUCGAAGAAAAAUUGUCGUCGUUGUUGUCGUUCCGAGUCAUUCCCGUCCCUUAUUUGUAUGUUUGUUGUAUAAGAUGAACCAAAUUUUUCUGGAACCAAUGGAGAUAACGAAAAAAAGAAAAGAAAAAAAAAAG
Polistes dominula (European paper wasp) is the source of this 2281-nucleotide messenger RNA. RefSeq names its product tetraspanin-11. Gene Ontology annotation, cellular component: plasma membrane. The record is from RefSeq and is a predicted model, not a curated record. NCBI's taxonomy places the organism in Eukaryota, Metazoa, Arthropoda, Insecta, Hymenoptera, Vespidae.